CACUUACCCACAACACAUUCAUUCACAUAAGGGAGAGCUACUUGCAAAGUUAACUUAGAGUGAUCUGCUCUGUUUGCCAGAGGAACAUCACCUCUUCUUCUGGGGCUUUGCUGAGACAACUUUUUGGGAAGAAGUUUUAAACAAACUUAAGAGGCCACAAUGAGCGUUUUCAUUUCUUUUUUGGGGGUGAUUCUCACUUUCUGUCAGACUGGGAGGAAUCCUGUUAGUGCUGGGAUAUGUUGGCUGCAGCAGAGUCAAGAUCGAAGGUGCGACAUGGUGCUGAUGAGAGGGGUGACCAGGGAGGAGUGCUGUGCCGGGAGUCGCCUGGACACGGCGUGGUCCAACACCAGCCUGCCCAUGAAUGAAGUCAGCCUGCUGGGCUUCCUGGGUAUUGUCUCCUGUAAACCAUGCAAAGAGACAUGUGAGGGAGUCAAAUGCAGUCCCGGGAAAGUUUGCAAGAUGAAGACAGGCAGGCCUCAGUGUGUUUGCUCUCCAGACUGCGCUCACAUUUCCCGGAAGCACGCUGUGUGCGGCAGUGACGGGAAGUCAUAUAAGGAUGAGUGUUCUCUGCUUAUGGCGCGCUGUAUGGGACACCCAGACCUUGAGGUCAUGUACCACGGAGAGUGCAAAAAGUCGUGCUCCAAUGUCGUGUGUCCAGGAACUCACACGUGUGUGACCGACCAGACCAACAGCGCUCACUGCGUUAUGUGCCGCACUGCACCUUGCCCAAUACCCAUGCUGUCUGAGCAUCCUAUCUGUGGUAAUGACAACAUCACUUACCCGAGCGCCUGCCACCUCCGUCGGGCCACCUGCUUCCUCGGCCACUCCAUAGGAGUCCGUCACUAUGGCCACUGCAACACUCCACCUCGGAAAUCUCACAUCUCAGAAGGCAGUGAGGAAAACGCAGUCUAGAUGGACGAUUCCUGACACAGCCCUCUUGCAGGAUAUGAGCUGAUCAAAAAACCCUUUUUGCGCCACUAGCUUCCCACCAUGAACUUUUUUUUUUUUGACAAUCACUACCCCUCCCCCUGUCCACAUAUUAAUGGCAGAUGUGAUAUGAAACACCUCUGCUGGAAGUCACAAAUUGGUGUAACUGCCUCAAAAAAAAGCUAUUUUUUGUUAACCAUGUUUUAGUUUGGGAAGUGGAGGCAGAUGAAUGCAUUUGAUAGCAAUAUAUCUCAUGAGCUCUUUGGGAGAUGUGUGCAUAUUGUAAAUAGAAUACCAGUGCUAUUUAUUGGAGAAGGUAUUAAAACUCUAUUUAUGUUUUUUAGCCCAGUAAAAAAAAAAAAAAAAAAAAAAAAUCAUAUAUCCCUGGAAAGCUCAUGCAAAAGAACGUAUUUAUUGUUUUUUUUGUUUUUUUUAUUGUAUAUAUACAGUCACUGGCUUUGGCAUUUUACACUUUUUUACAUUUUUAAAGUCUCCGUUCCCCACAAACAAACAUUUUCCCUCAAGCAAUGCUAAUUUGUUUGGAAAGCUGAUGCUAUUUUGUAGUCUAUUGAUGUGGUUUCAAUUCCCCACAAACAAGAACAUGACAACUACAGUUCUGCUGCAUGUACUUAGGGGUGGUGAGGACGGGGUUCAGUCUAAACAAACCUGUAUAGUCUCUCUCUCCCCCCCACACAUGUUUACUCUGAAUCCUAAGCCAAACUCUUGGCCGCCCGCUGAUCACCAAAAUUAACAGUUUUGUUGUGUUUCUAGGAGUCUCAGAAGACUGUUGGUACAACCCCAAGCCCACUACAAUACCUCCUCUGUUGAAUGCUUGGCUUUAUUUUUGUAAAAUAUUUUUUGUACGUCAUGCAAGUUUGCUCUGAUGCUGUUUCGCUGCUUUGCUUUUUUUUUUUUUUUUUUUUUAAUAAAUUUAUGGGACAGACAAAUGUAAUUAGCACCGCCUGACUUAAAGGAAGAUUAAAUUUGUCUGGGAAUGAAGUGCAAUUUGGGCCAAUUGAAAAUACCUGAUUAUACUGCCGUCAGAGUCAAUCUGCCGUAACCCUCCACACAUCUACACAAGUACCCAAUUCCAAGUGGUCAAGUGAUAUUCAAUGUUUUAAACUCAAAGCAAAUGCCUGGAUACUUUAAACAGUCUUACUAGUGUAGUUUAAAACAUGUUCAUUUUACUUCUGUAAAUAACAGUCUUGUGUGUACCUACCUGUGUACCUACUGUGAAAUUUGAAUGAUAAAUGCAUCAACAUAUUUUUGUAUUUUUGUACUGCUGUUGUAAAACAACAUAAAGUUUCACGUGUCA
Molecule: messenger RNA, 2242 nt
Organism: Archocentrus centrarchus (flier cichlid)
Lineage: Eukaryota; Metazoa; Chordata; Actinopteri; Cichliformes; Cichlidae
Gene: fstl3
Product: follistatin-like 3 (secreted glycoprotein)
Exons: 5
Coding region: 160-912 (250 amino acids)
Biological process (GO): anatomical structure development
Molecular function (GO): extracellular matrix binding; protein binding; collagen binding
Source: RefSeq, a predicted model, not a curated record